Camellia sinensis is the source of this 1116-nucleotide messenger RNA. Its product is annotated as transcription factor MYB46. NCBI's taxonomy places the organism in Eukaryota, Viridiplantae, Streptophyta, Magnoliopsida, Ericales, Theaceae. The record is from RefSeq and is a predicted model, not a curated record.
CAGUGAUUUAAAGGGUUUGGGGAAAGAGAAACUAGGUCAUAAACAAACUCAAUUCCCUUCAACCACAAAGUUAACAGAAGAGAGGGAAUAUGGGACAACACUCUUGCUGCAAUCAACAGAAGGUUAAGAGAGGCCUUUGGUCACCUGAAGAAGAUGAAAAACUCAUUAGAUACAUCACCUCUCAUGGCUAUGGUUGCUGGAGUGAAGUCCCUGAGAAAGCUGGGCUUCAAAGAUGUGGUAAGAGUUGCCGGUUGAGAUGGAUCAACUACUUGAGACCUGAUAUAAGAAGAGGGAGGUUUACUCCUGAGGAGGAGAGGUUGAUUAUCAGCCUUCAUGGGGCUGUUGGCAACAGAUGGGCUCACAUAGCCAGUCACCUACCUGGGAGAACAGACAAUGAAAUCAAGAACUAUUGGAAUUCUUGGAUCAAAAAGAAGAUCCGAAAGCCUCCAGCAACUAACAAACCUUGUUCCGAUCAGCAUUCCCAACUAGGUUACACCGUCAACCGAGCAGACAAUUUCUUCAAUCAAGACUUAGUCAUGACAAAGCCUCCCUUUCAAGACGCUAUGUUUUCUUCUUCUCCAAACCCUAAUUUGUUCAUGUUUGACACUGGUAACGAAAGAGCCGAACUUUUCCACGAGCCGGUAGGGUUGAGUUCUGAGACUUGGGUUAUGAACCAAGAACAAGGUCAAGCAUGUCCUCCUAUGGCUUCUUUUACGACUACGAUGGACUCAAAUUACUUGUCGUCGUUGGUAGAGAACAUCGAAGGAAUGGUGACAAUGGAAGUGCAGUCUUGCAGUGUCAAUAAUGAGGGAAGAGAGAUGGGGUUGGAGUGCUUACAGAGACAGGAGGAGUUGAAUGAAUGGGUUAUUGAAUCCCAACAGUGCCCUAGUUUUCUGUUUUGGGACCAUGCUGAAGGAUCACUAGGCGGGGAUGAAAUUGCACCUACUUCAUCAAACUUGGGAACUAUUCUUUCUUCUUACCCUUCAUCUUUAUGAGAUGCUAAUGCCACGGCAUCUUCUGUCACAAAUUUUUCUGCAUUCUCUAUAGAUUUAUGUCUCGAGAUUUGUGUAUAUUGAGAUUUUUAUAUGAUCUAAUGAUUGAGUGUUUUGUUUGUCA